GACUUCGGCAUGCCUGGUAGAGGUAAGCUGUAGAUUUCAUGAAACAAAACAAGCGCUGCAUGACCCACUGUGUUGCAGAUAGAUGGUUUUGGCUGUUUCCUUGCACAGUGAAGCUUGUGACUUCCGUAGACUUGCUUUCCGUUGAUUUUUACCCGAUAGACAAUGGACGAUAGAUUGUCAAGCUAUUCUGGAUGCAAUUUGUGUGACAUGGAGCUAGAAGGGGAUGUAAACCCAGACACAGAUGACCUUCCACUUCGAGCCAAUACUAACCACAUACUUGUCAGACAUUAUGUCCUGGACUUGACUGUUCAUUUUGACAGGCAAGUAAUCAGUGGCAGUGUUGUUGUGUUCCUGGAUCCUUGCUCUGGAGAUGGUUCAAAGACUGAGGAUAACAGUAGAACUAGAGCUGACGAAAAAGCUGGGUUCAAAGAUGCUGAAGGAAGUCAGGAGUCAGGAGAAGUGGGCAGUUUCAGGAAUGUGGAUAUCAUGGAGGAUGGUACGAAAGCACUUGGGGGGGCAAUGACAAGGAUGGAGGAGAUGCCAGGUGCUGAACACCCAAGUGUUCUGUGGGAAACCAACUGUGAAGGGGAUUUCACCCUGGUUUUAGACUCCUGUGAUCUUGAUGUCUCAAAGGUGGAAGAGUUGGACAUCAACACAGUGUCAGCCAUGUCUGGCCUCUUACCAGAGGCCACAUCAGAGGAGUCUGGAGUCAGUUCCCUGAACCCACACUCAGCAUUUGUCUAUAAUCUUAUCUCCAUGCACUCUAGCCAAUGGAGGGAAAGACAUAAGCUCUUCUUGUUGUGCAGCCGAGCCCCUGCUGCUCAGGAUGGUGGCUCACUGCGUUUCCAUACAGACGGAUGGAGUCUGCAGGUGAGGAAGAAAGGUGUUGCUUCACCUCAGGAGUUCCCUCGUGCUCUCAGGAUCUGCUAUGAGACAAGGCCAACAGGAGGCUCUGUGAGGUGGACUAAAGACCAGAACAACAGGGUGUGUGUUUACACUGCCGGUUCUCCCAUCAACAACCGAGCCCUCUUCCCCUGCCAGGAGCCGCCUGUUGCCAUGUCAACAUGGCAGGCAACAGUACGGGCCCCCAGUGAGUGUGUGGUUUUGAUGAGUGGAGAGGAGCAGGCUGUACCUAUUGAGGACGAGGACACACGUUUCUCAAUCUGGAAUUACUACGUCACUAUGCCCAUGCCUGCCUCCACAUUCACUUUGGCUGUGGGCCACUGGUGCCAAGUCAAGGCAGAUAUUUCUUCCCCAUCUAUGGAAAGUGGGGUGAUGGACAGGGCUGGUUGCAGCAAGGCAGCCAAAACCAAGGCUCAAGAUGGGGGCUGGACUGAAGCUGAGUGUUUGUCUGGACUUGGAAGCUCCACCAGUGGAGUAGUAAAGGGCCCUCAACUCCAGACUGGCAGGGAUGAGGGGGUCUCUGAAUUGGAUUGUUCAGGCAUUGCAGAUGACGGCAUCUCUUGUUCCCAUGGUGACUACCCUUGCCGAUUUACUGAGCAGUUGGCGAGGUCCCAGUGGGUGAUCCCACACCGUGUGUUUGGCCCCGUCUGCUUGCUGCACAAUGCCCAGAUGGUCCUCAAGCUGUUGCCUCAAUGUUUGGCUGCAGCUUACGCGGUUCUCGGGGUCCACCCUUUUCCUCGCCUUGAUGUUCUUAUUGUCCCUGCAGGGUUCUCUAGUCUGGGCAUGGCCAGCCCACAUAUCAUCUUCCUGUCCCAGAGUGUGUUGGGCACUGGGAGUCCUGGAUCUGGAGAAAACAGCCUCUCACUGUGUGGGUCCAGGAUCUGCCAUGAGAUUGCUCACUCCUGGUUUGGUUUGGUUAUCGGAGCUCGAGACUGGACUGAGGAAUGGAUCAGCGAAGGCUUUGCCACAUACCUGGAGGACAUCAUCUGGGCCCAAGCACAAAAGCCCUCCUUACAAGAGACAGCAGAGCAGUCUGACCUGAAGGCACUGUUGAGGUGGAGGCGACUCACUGAUGAGCUGCAGAACUCAGAGGAGGCACUUCAAAUCCUCAGACCCAACACAGAGAACACUGGUCAGGUCAGUGAGUCUGGCGCCUCCAUAGUUAAACAUGCCCUAAACCCUGACAAAGCCUUCAUGCAAGUCCACUACCUCAAGGGUUACUUCCUUCUCAGGUUCCUGGCCAGUCAAGUGGGAGAGCAACAAUUCAUUAACUUUUUCCGAUUAUUUGUGAAGAAAUUCCACGGGCAGCUCAUUUUGUCUCAGGAUUUCCUACGAAUGCUGCUGAUUACCUUUCCCGACAUGGAGAGAAAAGGCCUCACCCUAAGUGCUAUUUAUGCUGAGUGGCUCGAUCAACCGGGAAUUCCUGAGUGGCUGUAUGAAAGGAGCGCCGAGUGGUCACAGGCGAGACUGGUGGAAGAAGUCAAAGCAGAGGUUGUAAAAUGGAUUCUCCUCAGUCAGAGUCAUCAGGGGAAGGGCAGAAAGCGGAAGAGAAUGGAGCCCAAGGUGAACUACAAAGAGGUGACGUCGGAGCAGCUUGUGAUGCUUUUGGAGCUUCUACUCGAGGAAGAGGAACUGAAAGUGGCGACAAUGCGCACUCUGCAGAGAACUUACAAUCUACAGAACCAGGACGCUGAGGUGCGACAUCGCUGGUGUGAGCUGGUGGUCAAACAUGUGUACACUCAGGCUUAUGGAGACGUGGAACACUUUCUGGUUCAUGAGCAGGCAAUGGGUGUGUAUCUGUACGGCGAGCUGAUGGUUCAGGAGAACUCUAAGCAGCAGGCUCUAGCCAGGCACUGCCUCUCAUUGGUGCAGGAAGAAAUGGACCAAUCAGCCCGCAGAGUGGUGGAGGAGAUGGUCUUGUGAUGUUGGAGGCUGCUGAUUGCUGACAGAAAUGACAGGAGCUUGGCUCACAGGCUGUACGAGGGUCCAGCACUAAGCUCCUCUUCCUCUGCAGAAGAGGGGACUUUGCAGAACACCAGAAGGAUGUGCUUUUACUCCACAUCCGAGGCCAACUGGCAAGUUUUAGAGCGGAGAUGUUCUGUUCAUUCAAGUCUGAAGAGGAACAUCUGAGAAGUCUGUUUGUGGUGUGAUACAAUGUUAUUGACUAGACUAUGUCUGUGAAAAAUCAUUCCAUCAUUUUACUUGUUUUCAAUAAUGUGUGAUGGAAAAGAAGGAUGUCAAGAGUAGUGACAGAGCACCUCCAUUCAAGCUUAAGAACCUGAGCUGCUGUGUUUAAGUUAGUUUCUGUUAGUCUGAAUGUGUGUGUGUGUGUGUGGGUGUGAGUUCAUGACUGUAUAGUCUGAAGUCAUGAUCUGUUUCUUAACAGUUUAGACUGGAAAUACUUCCAGGUGAGUCAUGUUUUCAUACAUUACAAAUGACCUCACUCCAGGCUGUAACAACACUGAAAAACCAGGGCUUUCUUUUUUUUUUUAAAGGAAAUUCUACUUUUUGUAACCUCUGUGUUAUUGUAGACUUCUGUUUGUAUGUUUGAUUGUAAUAAAAUUAUUUGAUAUGAUCAUGUUGAAUAAAAAUAUAGUUUUGUUAAAAAGAA
Notolabrus celidotus (New Zealand spotty) is the source of this 3514-nucleotide messenger RNA. It is a transcript of the gene aopep, whose product is annotated as aminopeptidase O (putative). The record is from RefSeq and is a predicted model, not a curated record. Gene Ontology annotation, molecular function: zinc ion binding; metalloaminopeptidase activity. The coding region runs from base 163 to 2826 and encodes 887 amino acids. NCBI's taxonomy places the organism in Eukaryota, Metazoa, Chordata, Actinopteri, Labriformes, Labridae. The transcript has 18 exons. Gene Ontology annotation, cellular component: nucleolus.